Molecule: messenger RNA, 1857 nt
Organism: Labrus mixtus (cuckoo wrasse)
Lineage: Eukaryota; Metazoa; Chordata; Actinopteri; Labriformes; Labridae
Gene: ciao3
Product: nuclear prelamin A recognition factor-like
Exons: 11
Coding region: 42-1472 (476 amino acids)
Biological process (GO): iron-sulfur cluster assembly
Cellular component (GO): cytosolic [4Fe-4S] assembly targeting complex
Molecular function (GO): 4 iron, 4 sulfur cluster binding
Source: RefSeq, a predicted model, not a curated record
ACAUAAGAUAAACAAGAAACACUUUACGGCAUUAAGUAACUAUGGCGUCUGUCUUCAGCGGUGUGCUGCAGUUGACAGACCUCGAUGAUUUUAUCACUCCCUCUCAGUCAUGUGUCAAACCAGUGAAGCUAGAGAAGAAACAAGGUAAAUCUGUGGCCAAAAUUCAAAUAGAAGAUGAUGGCAGCUACGUCCAAGUCAACCAGGAUGGUGGGAAGCAGAAGCUCGAGAAAGCAAAGAUCACACUGAAUGACUGUUUGGCGUGCAGCGGCUGUAUAACCUCUGCUGAAAGUGUUCUCAUCACACAACAGAGCCACGAGGAGCUCUUUAAAGUGCUGCGCAACAACAAGGACAAUGCGACCGAGCAGAAGGUGGUGAUGGUUUCAGUGUCACCGCAGUCCAGAGCCUCUCUCGCGGCACGCUAUGACCUCAGCAGCAGUGAGACCGGCAGGAGGCUCACAUCUUUCUUCAAAGGCCUUGGGGUUCAUCAUGUUUUCGACACUAGCUACAGCCGGACCUUCAGCCUGCUGGAGAGCCAGAGGGAGUUUGUGGAGCGAUUCCAGAGGAAGGAGCAGGACAGCAAGUGUCUGCCCAUGAUGACAUCCGCAUGUCCAGGGUGGAUUUGCUAUGCUGAAAAAACCCAUGGAGACUUUGUUCUGCCUUACAUUAGUACCACCCGGUCCCCACAGCAGAUGAUGGGUUCUCUGGUUAAAGGCUAUUAUGCUGAACAACAGGGGAUAAGUCCGAGCCAGAUCUACCACGUGGCGGUGAUGCCGUGCUUUGACAAGAAGCUUGAGGCCUCGAGGUCAGACUUCUACCUGGACACGGCUGAGACCCGAGAAGUGGACUGUGUCAUCACCUCCGGUGAGGUUCAGAAAAUGCUGGAGGAGAAAAAUAUGUCUCUUAAUGAUGUGGAGCCUGCACCCCUCGAUACAAUGUUCAGCAGUGUGAGCGGGGAUGAUUACCUAAAUCAUGCUGGGAGCGGGUCGGGCGGUUACCUCCAUCAUGUCUUCACCUAUGCAGCCAAGCAGUUGUUUGGGGAGGAGGUGAAGGAGCUCACCUAUAAGACCCUGAGGAAUAAAGACUUUCAGGAAGUGACUCUGGAGAAAGAUGGGAAGGUCCUGUUGUGCUUUGCUUCCACCUACGGCUUCCGCAACAUUCAGAACCUGGUGCAGAAACUGAAGAGGGGGAAGUCGCCGUAUGACUUUGUGGAAGUGAUGGCAUGUCCGUCAGGUUGUCUAAAUGGUGGUGGACAAGUGAAGCCGCGACCUGGUCAGAGCCCAAAGGAGCUUCUCCAGAAGGUAGAGGCGCUCUACAAGUCAGAGCGCCCCGUGUCUCCAGAAGACGACGCUCAGGUGGCCGAGCUGUACCAGACCUGGCUCGGCAGCGUAGGGGAGGAGAGAGCCCGAGCGCUGCUGCACACACGGUACCACACUGUGGAGAAGAUGACCAACGGGCUCGCUAUGAAGUGGUGAAGAAAGCCUUCGUCAGUGCAGAAUUUAACUGUGUUUUUCAACACACGCUGACAGAACCGUCCAGAAGCACUUCUGUCUCUCUACAAAACAAAGAGGAAGACUAAUAUGAGCAGGUUUUUUUCUUGUCCAGCAGUUCCGUGUCUGAAAAUCUAGAAGACCAAGGUGUAGAUAUCACACACAAUGCUGAAACUGAGGCAAAUCAUGUAUGCCAUCUAUACAAUUGCAGUGAUUGUCCUUUCAAUCAUUCAUAAAUACCAACACGAUUUAGCUUCUGUCACACUUCAACAUGUGAGUGGAAAUAACACAAAGGCAAAAUAUAAUCAUUCCUUGUUUAUUUCCCUGUCUGGCUGUAUGUAUAGAGAGAAAUAAAGACAUUAUUUAACAU